UAAAUUUAAUGGUGUUAAGUGAGUUAUAAUUCGAGUCGCUUGAAAAUAACACGAAGAAGAAUACCCGUAAAUAAUUUUUAAAUCAACCAUCUAAAAUCCGAAUGAUCAACGACCGCAUUUAGAUGUAUUAAAGCAUCGAAUACGAUGGGUACAGACGCGCUACCGUGCCCCCUCUGCUGCAACGAAUCCUUCUCCUCCCGGGAAUCCUUAAAGGAACACAUCAUAGACAUAUUGAACAAUCUAGUGUGCGAAACCUGCGACACCCGAUUCGAGAGCGUCUACAAUUUCGUCGACCAUUUGGAGACUCCUUGCGAAACUUCCAUCAAACACGAAAUACUAUCUCAAGAAAAUGGUAGCGUACAAGAAAACGGCGAAAGUAACGAACAAGAAGAAGAAUGCACCGUAACGGCUGUUUUGGAAGAACGAUUAGAAAACCAGAAGAAGGUGCAACCUGAAGAAGAGAAAGUAACUUACAUGUGUGUUAUGUGUAAUAUCCAAUUCAGCUCCAUCGAAGACCAUUUGGAUAAGUUCCAUGCAGGAGAGGAAGUUCUUUUGGAGACUGAAGAUGGGGACAACGAGCAGCAAGUUUCCGUCGAAUCCGACUUAGGGAACAAUUCGAAGGAAGAAGAAGAUGAAGAAGAAGAAGAAACUUUCGAGAUAUCCAACGAACCGAUCGACAACGAUCAAUUAGACCAAGCCGAAGAAGAGCAACAGCUACUCGAACACGAACAGACUCUAUACGAAAGCAAUUCGAACAAAUCGAAGAAACCCAUCCCGUUCCUCACGCCCCCCAUCACCGAGAACUACGCCAUCCAAGAAUUCGGCGUCGUGAAGAAAAUCACCGAAGAAGAAGCCGCCGAAAUCGUCGACCGAAGUUCCAUCGUACAAAUCCACCAGUGCCCCAAAUGCUACCUGCAAUUCCCCAAAAUCGAGCACUACGUCAAACACACGUGCAACAUCACCAAGAACUCGGUGAAACGCAACAAGUGCGUCCACUGCUCGGCCUCCUUCCAAAACCACCAAUCGCUCGUCGCCCAUCUCAAAACCCACGUGAAAACCUCCAAGGAUUCCCCGAACAAGAUCAUCACGCUGGGGCCUCACACGUGCGACGUCUGCAACACCAUGUUCCCGUCGUUCAAGAGCCUCCGGUUGCACAAACGCAUGCACGAACCGCUCAAGAACAAACCGAUCGAGUCGCCCGUGAGCGCCCAACCGGACGCCCAAGCGCGCCAAAUGUUCGUCUGUCACAUAUGCAACAACACCUACGACAUCGAAUACGAAGAGGUCCACAUGAAAUCACACACCGAUGAAGAUAACUUCUAUUGCGCCACUUGUAACAGGAAAUUCCUCACGAAAGAGAACCUCGAGAUGCACACGAAAGCCCACACGAACACCAAAAAGUUCGUGUGUUCCUAUUGCAAGAAACCUUUUACUACACACAAUUCGUUGAAUGUACAUGUUAACAAUCAUUGUCAUAAACGAUCGUACGAGUGCCAGUAUUGCGGUCGGAGGUUCUCGAGGCCCUGCGAGAAGGUGAAGCACGAGCGGAUCCACACGGGGGAGAAGCCCCACGUGUGCCAGAUCUGCGGCAAGGCGUUCCGCGUGAGUUACUGUCUCACCUUGCACAUGCGCACUCAUUCGGGAUCCAGACCGUACGAGUGCUCUCACUGCGGUAAACGGUUCAAAUCGCACAGCGUCUACAACCACCAUUUGCUUAUACACUCCGAUGUGAGGGCCUACAAGUGCCCCUAUUGCCCGAAGGCGUUCAAGACGAGCGUGCAAUUGGCGGGGCACAAGAACAGCCACGUGAAGCCGUUCAGUUGCACCAAGUGCAAUCGGCCGUUUGCUUCGUUGUACGCGGUGAGGGCCCACAUGGAGACGCACGAGAGGGAGAACAAUUUGAAGUUCGAUUGUUGGUUGUGCGGGGCUACUUACGCGAGGGCGUUCGCUUUGAAGGAUCACAUGAAUUCGCAGCACGCCGGUGAACAGGAGAAUGUUAACGAGAACGAAGAGGAAUCGAUGGGUGCGGAAGGGGAGGUGGUCGAUGAGGAGAAUAACUAUCGGAGCGAGGAUGAUGAUGAUGAGCAGGGGAUGGGAGAGGAUGAGGAUGAUGAGAAUAAGUUGGAUGAGGGGAUGAUGCAAGUGGAGGAAGUGGCGUAGAUUAGGUGGAAAUGUAGCACGAGGAAUUGUAGGUUUUAGGAUUAUGAAUUAGGUUAUUUUCUAUUUUGUGUUGUGUAACUGGUAAUUUGAUUCAAUAAAAAUAAUGUUUUUUGAUAGGUUUGAAUUCAUGAUACAAUAAGAU
Molecule: messenger RNA, 2302 nt
Organism: Phyllotreta striolata
Lineage: Eukaryota; Metazoa; Arthropoda; Insecta; Coleoptera; Chrysomelidae
Source: the annotation of a GenBank genome assembly